AUGAAACAUGUUUACUUGGACAGCACACUUCACUCGUUGAGAAACGAUGAAAGUAUCAUUGCUUUCAAUCCCAGAAUCGAGGAAGCACGUAUCCACACCAAUCCUAAAUGGAUCCUCACAAGCCAGAUCAGGAACGAGGUGGUAAACGAAAGUAUUACGUUGUUCUGGGACAUGGAGGCGUACAACGGCAAGUGUUUAGUGGUGAGGACGAUGACUAAUCUUACAAAUCACCGAAUGGUUUAUGUCUACGACUUGAGAGUGAAUAAGUGGGCAAUAGUGGGAUCAAUGCCAAUGAUGUGCAAUAGUGGGAUCGAUGCCAUCGUGGUCUUCUGUUACCGGAGUACAAGAUCAUGA
Molecule: messenger RNA, 354 nt
Organism: Eutrema salsugineum
Lineage: Eukaryota; Viridiplantae; Streptophyta; Magnoliopsida; Brassicales; Brassicaceae
Product: putative F-box/kelch-repeat protein At1g20790
Exons: 2
Coding region: 1-354 (117 amino acids)
Source: RefSeq, a predicted model, not a curated record